AUGGACUUGUUAUCAGCAAUAACUCAUCAUAAUAGUAACCACAAAAGCGAAGCGCGAAGGUCUAACCUAUCUUUCGCACUUUAUACCUUCUGUGCGCUGGGGUGUUGCAUGCUUGUCAUUUUUAUUGCACCUUGUCGCUACUCGUAUGAGGACCAGGUAAGAUCAGGGUCUUUUGCGUCCUUCGCAUUGUGCACAGCCUUUGUAAUAUUAGAACUCGUGAUCAUAACUAUGUUUAUACGUGCGUUGACUGCACUGUGCCGCUGCCAUUUAAUUCCGAAGCCUACUUAUUCAUCUUCAAAUUUAGGCUUCGCCAAGUUUUUAAUUAAGUUUAUAUGCUCUUGUCUGUCAAACGGCCUGUUGCAUAUUUUUAGAUUUUAUAUGUUUUACGCGUUUGCCAUUAUGGCAUCAUGUGUAGGUCUUUCUCGUCUUCCCUUUGCUUUGUAUUUUGUUUUACAAUGCAUUGAGAUGGUGAUGUUUCUUGUCUACUCAUUCAAACCCCAAACUAACGUUGCCCUUGUUAGAGUACUGGUAUAG
Molecule: messenger RNA, 534 nt
Organism: Phytomonas sp. Hart1
Lineage: Eukaryota; Euglenozoa; Kinetoplastea; Trypanosomatida; Trypanosomatidae
Source: the annotation of a GenBank genome assembly